AUGUGUGCACGUGCCUGGGCCACAAAAGAUCUACUAGUAGCCGUGUUUGGAAGGAACACCCUUGGUACACACUGCUACACUGGCAAAUGUUCAAAUGCCUUCAGAGGCAAAGCAGCUAAGCCACGACUGGACUCUGAAAAAGUCUCUGACAUCAUCUAUGUGGAGAUUGAAGAAACAUUCACAGUCAAACAGGAAGAUCUGCAGGAACAAACAGGACCCAUCGUAUAUGUAAUUGGUGACAGCUACAUUCGCCGUGGGGAAGAACAGGCAAGGCAAACUGUCGGGACCAACCUUGGUCUCAACGCCCAUAUCAGGUGGUUUGGCUGUGGAGGCUUGGUCUGGAGAAACCUUGUCUCUUUCUUUCACCGCUGUCUUGAAGGAAGAGCUGUGCCAGAUGUCCUGCUUAUUCACUGUGGCGGAAAUGACCUCGGUAACAUCAAGAGUGUUAUACUUGCCGCAGUGAUGAAGCAGGACUUGCAAGACCUCCAUAGGCAGUUCCCUCAGAUGAAGAUCAUCUUCUCUGCCAUCACCCAGCGAUGCCUGUGGAGGUCUGCUGAAAGUCUGAGGAAGGUUGACAGGGCGCGGCGCUUUGUCAACCAUGCGAUGGCUACUAUUAUGGUGUCAGUUGGUGGUGCCAUUGUUCAUCACCCAGAGAUAACAUAUAAAGAUCCUGGCCAUUUCUUACAUGAUAGAGUUCAUUUGACCCCUUUGGGCAAUGACAUAUUUUUAAAAAACCUUGCCCAGUGUCUGAAAAAUCAAAUCCAGUAGGGUGAUGCUGGAUUUGGAGUUUCCACAAAGUUUUGGGAUGAAAAAUGGCCAAGAUUUUUUUGUUUUUUUGAUAUGUGAUGAACAAUGUGUGUGUGUGUGUGUGUGUUUUCUUUUGUUUGUUUGUUUGUUUGUUUGUUGGGUGUUUUUUUUUUAACUAGCCAUCGCACUUCAGAAAGAUCUGUCACAACUUUUUCUCCCUCUUGUACCUUUUCUACUUCUCUUCUCCAGACCCUAUGCUUCCUCAGCCAAUCCACCUGAUAAACUUCCUAAACGUAACACUUUACACUACAGGGCACAUAAUUAAUGUUAAUUAAUGUAUUUACGAACAUUAACUAAUUUAUGUAUCAUUAAUUCAUUGUUUGGUCAAGUUAGAAAAAACAUUAACUAACAUUAACUAUGUGUCCCAUAUUUUAAAGUGUUACGUUUAUUUUUCCCCACGGUGAAUGUAGCUGUUAUGAUCACCAGCUGGGGUGUGCACAACUUCUACUAAAUGGCACUCUAUUCCACAUCUGGAUUACAUUUCCCAUAAAGCUUUGCACCUCUACAGAUGACACUUUAUCAGGACAAUUUCCUUAAUUGCUGUUUCACCUUUUUCUCUUUUGUGGACUAUUUAAGACUCACACAUCAGAAACUGCACAUGGAUUGUCCAAUUUGUUUGAAUCAUUCCUUUUAGCCAGGAUGAACUGAUUCAGGUUUCAGGAAUUAUAUAUUGAUGAUAGUUUGGCAUCCUUUCACCAGAUUUAGCGGAGACACCACUUACCAGCUUUGGACUUUUUCAUUGUCUACAUAAAAGACAUUUUUGAGAAAACAUUUUACACUGUGUGCAGAAACCUGCACAUGCUGAAUUGGAAAGGGAUCUGUGUCUUCUUGAGGAUAUAAUAUUUUUCUGUAUGCAAUAUCAGAGACAUUUAACAUUUUCUGGAAGAAUUUGGAAGAUAUGAAGUUCCUACAUGAUGUGCAUUUUUUUCAUUCAUUCAUUCAUUUUCUUUUUGACUUAGUCCCUUUAUUAAUCUGUGGUCAUCACAGUGGAAUGAACCGCCAACUUAUCCAGCAUUUGUUUUACAUAGUGAAUGCCCUUUCAACCACAACCUAUCACUGAGAAACACCCAUACACCCUUAUUCACACACAUACAUUACAGACAAUUUAGCUUACCCAAUUCACCUCUACCACAUUUCUUUGAACUUGUGGGGGAAACUGGAGCACCGAGAGGAAACACACCAACACGUAUAAUGGUUCUCUUGUUUUACAUUAUCAGGUUUUUUGAAUUUCUUUGUUUUAUGAUUAUUAAUCGUUUAAUGUCUGCCUGGAUUUUGUAUUUCUUUGAGGAUUACCUGACAGUGCUGUUUGCUUCUGAUUUUGACUCUGCCUGAUGAAGCUGUAACAAUAUAUUGUGCAGCUCUAUUAUUGCAAUGUUAUCAUUCACAAUAGACACAUCACAGGAUAUGCAACACUGAGUUUGUUGUAUAAUUUGCAUGUGUUUUUGAGGUUUGCGACUAUAUAAUGAUUUUAAAAGCAAUCAGGAAUAAGAGUUUAAUAAGAGUCCAUUUUAAAUUUUUUAAUGACAAUUAAUUUUACUGAAUUAUUUUAUUAUUACCUGAUUUACCCGAGACUGAGAAAACACUGUUCAUUUUAAUUAUAUAUUUUUAUGCAUUUAUCUAUGAUUGUAGAUUUUUCCUUAGAUUUUACACAAAUGCAUUCCCACUACAUAAUCAUCUCAAUCAAUCUAAACUUUGUAUUCAUAUUGCAAUAUACAAUUGCAGGAAUAACAAAAUAUGUUAGAUUUUUGUUAUCAUGCAGCCCUAUUGCUUGCUUUGACACUACUUGGUUCAUAAACGGCAUUUGAAUUCUCACUUAUGUCAUCCCUGAGUUAUCAUGAUUUUGUUUUGGUGUUGAUUUUGUAAAAAAAAUAAAAUAAAAAAAAAAUCCUGAA
Molecule: messenger RNA, 2699 nt
Organism: Danio rerio (zebrafish)
Lineage: Eukaryota; Metazoa; Chordata; Actinopteri; Cypriniformes; Danionidae
Source: RefSeq, a predicted model, not a curated record